GAUCCGUAGCUUAGUGACAACACGGCAGUAGCACUUUGGUCUGGGCUGCUAGCUUCGCUGAUAAGUAGCACUGGAGCGUGUAGACGCAAAUUGUCAAGCUGUGUAACACAGUUUACGCUUUGAAACUUGAACCUCUGUAGUUGAAGAUGAGGCUGAAGGAAAUUCAGAGGACUGCCCACCAGGCAUGGAGUCCUGCCGGACACCAUCCGAUCUACCUGGCCUUAGGAACAUCAGCACAACAGCUCGAUGCUUCUUUCAACACCACAGCUGCCAUAGAGAUAUUUGAGAUGGAUUUUGCCGACCCCUCUCUGGAGAUGCAGCUCAAGGGUUCAUUAUCCACAACAAACAGGUUGCACAGCAUUGUAUGGGUAAAUUUUGGGACGGCGGAAGAUGGAACUGGAGGGAGACUCGUUGGGGGAAGCGAAAAUGGCACAUUGACUGUAUAUAACCCAGAGGCUAUCAUAAGUUCUGGAGCAGAGGCUGUUGUUGGGCAGUGUGACAAACACACAGGACCAGUCCGUGCACUUGAUUUCAACCCGUUCCAGAGUAAUCUUCUUGCCUCUGGAGCCAAUGACUCUGAGAUCUACAUCUGGGAUCUAAAUAACUUCAGCAGCCCAAUGACUCCAGGAGCAAAAUCACAGCCCGUUGAAGACAUCAGUGUAGUGUCGUGGAACAGGCAGGUUCAGCACAUCCUGGCAUCUGCUAACCCCAGUGGGAAAGCGGUUGUGUGGGACUUGAGGAAGAAUGAGCCCAUCAUAAAGAUCAGUGAUCACAGCAACAGGAUGCACUGUUCGGGAAUGCUGUGGCACCCUGACGUGGCCACCCAGCUGGUGUUGGCCUCAGAAGAUGACCGACAGCCAGUCAUCCAGAUGUGGGACCUUCGCUUUGCUACGUCACCCCUUAAAGUGCUGGAAAAUCAUAAACGAGGAAUUCUGUCCAUUUCGUGGAGCCAAUCCGAUUCGGAGCUCCUUCUGAGUAGCGCUAAAGACAACAGGAUCCUCUGCUGGAAUCCAAACACUGGAGAGGUAAUUUACGAGCUUCCAACUACAAACCAGUGGUGCUUUGAUGUCCAGUGGUGCCCCAGGAAUCCAGCCCUUCUUUCAGCAGCGUCGUUUGAUGGGAGAAUCACAGUUUACUCUGUGAUGGGAGGGAGCUUGAAGGCUCAGCAGCAAAGCACAGCUGACAUGAUAUCCUCUUCAUUUGAUACAAUGGAUCCCUUUGGUACGGGACAAGUGCUGCCUCCUCUACAAGUUCCUCAGCCCAGUGUGCAGGAAACCAUCGUUCCUCCUCUGAAGAAGCCACCUAAAUGGGUGCGCAGGCCAGUGGGAGCUUCCUUUGGGUUUGGUGGAAAGCUGAUAACCUUUGAGAAUCCAAAGCUUCCUCCGGUGCAAAGCCCCCAGCCUGUCCCCAGACAAGUGUUUGUGAGCCAGGUUACCACGGAGACAGAGUUCCUCCAACGCUCCAGGGAGCUUCAGGCGGCGCUGCAGUCGGGUUCCUUCAACAACUACUGCCAGGCCAAGAUUCAGAACGCCAAGUCGGAUGCGGAACAGGACAUAUGGAAAUUCCUUCUAGUCAACUUUGAGGACGAGGCCCGUAUUAAAUUCCUUAAACUUUUGGGUUUCAGCAAAGAUGAAUUGGAGAGAAAGAUUUCAAAAUGUCUGGGGAAGAAUUUUCAAUCCAACGGCCAUGGAGUCGAUGCCAAAGAUCUUGCAGAGAAGAUGCAGCGUCUCACAACUGAGAGGUCAGAUGAAGCUGCAGCUGAUGCUAGAACCUCAGGGUCCAUUUCACCAGCAGACUUCUUCAGUCAUACUCCCAAGGACAAUUCCACCUUCCAAAUCCCUGUAUCAUGUGACACUGACGGUUUGAUAAGCCAGGCGCUGCUGGUUGGCAACUUUGAGGGAGCCGUGGAUUUGUGUCUCAAUGAUGGUCGUUAUGCUGAGGCCAUUUUGCUGUCCAUCAGCGGUGGAGAGGACCUUCUCAAGAAGACACAGCAGAAAUACCUAAGCAAGCAAAAAAACAGCAUAUCAAUGCUUAUAUCAUCAGUGGUGACCCAGAACUGGAGGGACAUCGUGCAGAACUGUGAGCUGGACAACUGGAAGGAAGCUCUUGCUGCUCUGCUGACUUACGCUCACCCUGAAGACUUUGCUUGUUUUUGCGAUACCUUGGGAAACCGGCUGGUGCAUGAGGGCACAGAGAAGCGCUGCCUGCAGGCCUGUUUGUGUUACAUCUGCUCUGGGAACAUUGAAAAGCUGGUGGAGUGUUGGGCCUUGCACAGAGAAUGCUCUUCCCCUCUUGGGCUAGAGGAUCUGGUUGAAAAAGUGAUGAUGCUACGGAAGUCGAUUGAGCGCCUCCGCAACAGUGAGGUGGCAGUGCAGAGCCCAGUGCUGGCUGAGAAGCUGACCUGCUACGCUGGCAUCCUGGCUGCAGAGGGCAGCUUAACCACUGCCAUGACAUACCUGCCUGACAACUCAGACCAACCUGGCAUCAGGAUGCUGAGAGACCGGCUGUACCAUGCUCAGGGAGAGGCUGCUGCCCAACAGCAACCUCCAAACUCCUUCAACAAGGUCGGCGUGCCAACAGCUAAUCCCACUCCUGCAGCUCAGCCUCCUGCACCAAAAGCACCAAUCAUGAGUCAGUUCCAGCCAUCUGCUCCACCACAGGUUCCUUCACAACAGCAGCCUCCAAUGCCAUCAAUGUUUACUCCUCAAGUUCCUCCACCCAACUCAGGCCCAGGUCUGCCACCAUCCUCUCAUGCACAUCCGCCCAGUUCCACCCGCCCAGUUGUAAGGCCUUCCUAUCCGCAACAUCCUGCUACAGCUUCAGCUUUCUCUUCUCAUCAGCCAUUCCAGCCUCAGCCCGUUUCCAGUGGCGGCCCCUUCUCUCCCACUGGCCCGCCCAUGCCAGCUGCAAGCCUGGCAGGGCCUCCACUGCCACCUUCAUCCUCCACCCCUGGAGGCCUGCCCCCUACUCCGAGCCCUGGGGUGCCUCCUACAGGAUUUGUACCGUCUACCUCUUUACCCGCAGGCAUGAUGCCGCCCAGCUCGCAACCAGGAGCACCGGGUCCCAUUUUCCCUGGCAGCUUCCACAGCCAAGGCCCAGCACCCCCCAUGGCAUCUAGUUCCUUCCCUCCUAUGGGAGCUGGAUAUCCCCAAGGAGGCCCUGGAGCUCCUGCAGCAAAGCCCUUUCCGGCCCCUGUAGUUGCUCCUCCUCCUACAGGAAAUUUUCCCUGGCUGAAUUUCGAGUGUGAUCAUCAAGGACCACAUGAUGGCUGGAAUGAUCCACCAGCAGUUCGCACUGGACCCAGGAAAAAGAAGCUCCCUGAUAACUACACUCCACCAGCCCCCAUCACUGCUCCUGUGAUGGGUUUCCCAGUGGAGGCCCCACAGCCACACAACCACACCCAAGUCCCACCGGGAGCCCCUCAGGAGCCAAACGUACAGCUCCUCCAGCAGCUGCCAGCAGAGAGAGUGGAGCAGAAGGAAAUCCCCGCGGAGCACAUGGUCCUCAAAACCACCUUUGACAGCUUGGUGCAGCGCUGCCAGCUCGCUGCAGGAGAUCCUCAAACAAAAAGGAAGCUCGAUGACGCUGGAAAGCGUUUGGGACACUUGUACGACAAGCUGAGAGAGCAGUCGCUCUCUCACAACAUCCUGAGCGGACUCCACGAGAUCAGCCGCUGCGUGGCGAGCCAAAACUACCAGCGGGGCCUGGAGAUCCACACUCAGGUGGUCAGCAGCAGCAACUUCAGCGAGAUCUCUGCCUUCAUGCCCAUCCUCAAAGUGCUCAUGACCAUCGCCAACAAGCUGGGCGUCUAACACCCCGAAGACAACACCGACCACUCUUCAGUGUUACCAUGUUGUUGAAUGCAUAUUUAUUUCCUUAAAGAGCCGAUGACGUGUCAACGACGAGAAUAAUGGCUGAUUAGCGUUACGGAACCCGCUCCCUCCCAGAGGACGCCGCGGCUGUUUGAGCCAGUGAGGUGGAGGUUUUUGUGUAGAUGUCUGUUGAUGUUGCUGUGCUGAUUUUUACAACAAAAAAAAACAAAACAUGAAUGUAUUCAGAAAGUGGCUGAGUAUAUGAGUUGAAAAUAGUGAUGUAAUACAUGAAAACAGUUGAUGCAAAGCAGGUGUAUUUCCAUAAAACGCGUUACAUUGUACUGCAGUGUGUAUUUUUCCUUUAUGGCGCUCGUGGAUGUUGGGGGAGUUUGGGCGGAAAAGUGUAAUAAAAUGCAUGCAGCGCUCCAGCUGCAAAAACAACACAUCCAGGGCUCACACUUUCAUAAAUCAUGAGAAUAAAAUCUGGGUCGUCCUUACAAUCCACUCCGUCUGUGUACUCUGUGUGAGGGAGGAACAGACUGAUACAGCUGUGUGAACCAUUUUAUAAAAACAAACGGCAUCAAAAGCAUUUUUGAACUUCCGAUUGUUCCGAGGAUUUAUUUCUUGUAAUGACGGUGUGGGGAGUCUUUGGGCCAAAGCACUGAAGAAGAAUGUCCCGUCAAAUGUUUUUUUUUUUUUUUUUUUUUUUCAGAUUGAACUUUGAUAGCUUGUGUGAAUGAUAUUUUUCCCCACUUUUUUCCCCUCCAUAUUUGCAUUAAUGUGCAUGCUUUCCUCUUAUUUAUCCUAAGAUGAAUUCAAACAGUAGGUUUUAGAACAAAACUUCAAAUAAUUUCUGUGGAAUCAUAAAGAAAUUAGCCACUCUCUCUGUUUAAAAUCCUGUUACUCCAUCUUCCAUGCAGACAGCAAUGUUGUAUUUUGUAACAUCUGUUUUAAAAAAAAAAAAUUCUCAUAGAUGUAAUGAUCAAAUCUUUACAAACUGACAAAUUACAGAUGAUGUUCAUAGUUUUGUAGCUACUUAAAAAAAAAAAGAAUUAAACUCUGGGUUUGUUUUGUGACGGCAGAGGGCAGGAAAGUGCCUCACUGUGUCUGUUUUGGUUACACAGAUAUUUAUACAAUCCAUGUUGCUUACUUUACUCAUUUCGGUAUCUUUUUGAAAUAAAGUUCCACUUACGA
Poecilia latipinna (sailfin molly) is the source of this 5006-nucleotide messenger RNA. It is a transcript of the gene sec31b, whose product is annotated as SEC31 homolog B, COPII coat complex component. Gene Ontology annotation, biological process: endoplasmic reticulum organization; COPII-coated vesicle cargo loading; endoplasmic reticulum to Golgi vesicle-mediated transport. Gene Ontology annotation, cellular component: COPII vesicle coat; endoplasmic reticulum exit site. Bases 147 to 3812 code for a protein of 1221 amino acids. The transcript has 26 exons. Lineage: Eukaryota; Metazoa; Chordata; Actinopteri; Cyprinodontiformes; Poeciliidae. Gene Ontology annotation, molecular function: protein binding; structural molecule activity. The record is from RefSeq and is a predicted model, not a curated record.